Molecule: messenger RNA, 1047 nt
Organism: Syngnathus typhle (broad-nosed pipefish)
Lineage: Eukaryota; Metazoa; Chordata; Actinopteri; Syngnathiformes; Syngnathidae
Gene: ak2
Product: adenylate kinase 2
Exons: 7
Coding region: 104-832 (242 amino acids)
Biological process (GO): ADP biosynthetic process
Cellular component (GO): mitochondrion; cytoplasm
Molecular function (GO): AMP kinase activity; ATP binding
Source: RefSeq, a predicted model, not a curated record
UGCGUCCUUUUCCCUACCCACUUGGCUGAGCUGUCAGCUGAAGAACGACGUGUGCCGGACUUGGGGCAAAGUUUCUCUUUUGGUCGCCUGCCACCUUACGCCCAUGGCCCCCAGCACACAUCUCAAAGAGGCAAUGGCCGACGUGCAUGAGGGCAUCCGGGCCAUCCUGCUCGGGCCACCCGGUGCCGGCAAAGGGACCCAGGCCUCUCGACUAGCCGAUCGCUACUGUGUCUGUCACCUUUCCACUGGGGACAUGCUGAGGGCCAUGGUGGCGUCGGGCUCGGAGCUGGGGAAGAAACUCAAGCACACGAUGGAUGCCGGGAAGCUGGUGAGCGACGAGAUGGUCGUGGAGCUCAUAGAGAACAACCUGGACACUCCUCGCUGCAAGAAAGGCUUCUUAUUGGACGGAUUCCCCCGCACAGUCAAGCAAGCCGAGCUUCUGGACGAGCUUCUGGACAAGCGACAAGAGCGACUGGACUCGGUCGUGGAGUUUUCUGUUGACGAUUCGCUGCUGGUGCGCAGGAUCUGUGGCAGACUGAUACAUCAGCCCAGCGGCCGCUCCUACCACGAAGAGUUCAACCCACCCAAAGAGGCCAUGAAAGAUGACGUGACCGGCGAGCCCUUGAUCCGCCGCAGCGACGACAACGAGACGACACUGCGCUCUCGCCUGGAUGCGUACCAUCGCCAGACGGCGCCUCUAGUCAAGUACUACAGUGCCAGGGGUAUCCACGCCCCCGUGGACGCCGCCAAGAGCCCCGACGUGGUCUUCGCCUCCAUCGUAGCCGCGUUCACCGUCGCCACCCAGGCCACCCCGGCCCGCGCCUCUGCUUGAGUCCUUGGGGAUGCUCUUACAUCAAAGACUGGAGGAAUGCUCCAACAGACAGAUGUGAUGGGAUGGUGGUUGCUUAUUUGGUUGGAUGAAAGUGAAGUCCUCACGAUGACGGUGCUUUGAUGGCGGGCUUCAAAUCUCGGCGGAUUCCAAGCGGGCGAGCGUAUCAUUGAUCAUUCCUUCUGCUUGGUCUUCCAAUAAACCUCAGCUUUUUUCUA